This is a messenger RNA of Coturnix japonica (Japanese quail), 952 nucleotides long. It is a transcript of the gene RSPH9, whose product is annotated as radial spoke head component 9. The record is from RefSeq and is a predicted model, not a curated record. Gene Ontology annotation, biological process: motile cilium assembly; axoneme assembly; cilium movement involved in cell motility. Lineage: Eukaryota; Metazoa; Chordata; Aves; Galliformes; Phasianidae. Gene Ontology annotation, cellular component: axoneme.
GAAGUCCCGCCCGCCCUAACGGCGGUUGCCCGGCAGCGGCGACGCGCUGUCCAUGGAGCUGGUGGCGGUGCCCGCUGCGCUGCAGCUGGUGGCCAGCGGGGACACGGGGCUGAGCAUGGAGACGCAGGCGGCGCUGGGCUCGUCGCUGCUGCUCCUGAAGCGCGAUUACCGCUUCGAGAGGGUCUGGUUCUGGGGCUGCAUCCAGGGCGUCAGUGGCACCUACUACAUCGCGCAGGGGCUGGGCCCCAACCUCGCAGCGCCUCGCAGCCGCCUCUACAGCUUGGACUGCGUGGAAUGGAACCUCCUGCCGCCGGCGACCGAGGAGAUGGUGAAACAGGCCGAGCUGCUGAAGGGCCACUUCCAGGGAGAUCCGUCUUUUGAGUACGAGUAUGGCGGGGGAAACGCAGAAGAUAAUGAAAAGCCCAAAAUCAAGGAGGAGAACCGCCUUGUAGCUACAAUAGAACAGAUAGACAGAGAGGUUGGUAUCAUCCCCCGACGUGCAUUUAUGAAGACUCCUCUUGGGUCUGUGCAGGAAAACAGACACUUUGAAGGUCUUUCUUUGACGGAGGCAAAAAAAUUAAGUUCCUAUUUCCAUUUUACUGAGCCUGUUAACUUGAAGAAUAAAACCCUGCUGGAAAUGGCUGACCUGGACCCAUCCACUGACUUUCUGGAUUCUCUGGAGCAUGAUGUCCCACAAGGCUCCUGGGCCGUCCACCUUGAGAGGGGAUGCACUGUGGUGGUGUUGAGAAGUCUGCUGUGGCUUGGACUGACAUUCUACCAUAUCCCAAUGACUAAGCAAUAUGGCUACCUCUAUUGUGGCACCGGUGAGAAGAACUUGGAUCUGCCCUUCAUGCUGUGAAACACUUCUCUGGGAUGAUCACUCAAGAAUAUUUAGAAUUUAUAUUUGGGAGAUUUUUCUUUAUAGCUUGUUUUACUAAAUGCAUGAAACCUC